AGCUGAGGAUGAAGCGGAGAGCAUCAGACAGAGGAGCUGGGGAAACGUCGGCCAGGGCAAAGGCUCUCGGAGGUGGGAUUUCCGGAAAUAACGCAAAGAGAGCUGGACCCUUCAUCCUUGGUCCCCGGCUGGGUAACUCCCCAGUACCAAGCAUCGUGCAGUGUUUGGCGAGGAAAGAUGGCACGGAUGACUUCUAUCAACUGAAGAUCCUUACCCUUGAGGAGCGCGGAGACCAAGGGCUAGAGAGCCAGGAGGAGAGGCAGGGCAAAAUGCUCUUGCACACCGAGUACUCCCUGCUCUCCCUCCUGCACACGCAGGACGGCGUGGUCCACCACCACGGGCUCUUUCAGGACCGCACCUGCGAAAUCGUCGAGGACUCAGAAUCCAGCCGCAUGGUGAGGAAGAUGAAGAAGCGCAUCUGCCUCGUCCUGGACUGCCUCUGUGCGCACGACUUCAGCGACAAGACGGCUGACCUGAUCAACCUGCAGCACUACGUCAUCAAGGAGAAGCGGCUCAGCGAGCGGGAGACCGUGGUCAUCUUCUACGACGUGGUGCGCGUGGUGGAGGCCUUGCACCAGAAAAACAUCGUGCACAGAGACCUGAAGCUUGGGAACAUGGUGCUCAAUAAAAGGACACAUCGGAUAACCAUCACCAACUUCUGCCUGGGGAAGCACCUCGUGAGUGAGGGGGACCUGCUGAAGGACCAGAGGGGCAGCCCGGCCUACAUCAGCCCGGACGUGCUCAGCGGCCGGCCGUACCGGGGCAAGCCCAGCGACAUGUGGGCCCUGGGCGUGGUGCUCUUCACCAUGCUCUACGGCCAGUUCCCCUUCUACGACAGCAUCCCGCAGGAGCUCUUCCGCAAGAUCAAGGCCGCCGAGUACACCAUCCCUGAGGAUGGGCGCGUUUCUGAGAACACCGUGUGUCUCAUCCGGAAACUGCUGGUCCUCGACCCUCAGCAGCGCCUGGCCGCCGCCGAUGUCCUGGAGGCCCUCGGUGCCAUCAUCGCGUCCUGGCAGUCCCUGUCGUCCCUGAGUGGGCCUUUGCAGGUGGUUCCUGACAUCGACGACCAGAUGAGCAGUGCCGACAGCUCCCAGGAGGCAAAGGUGACAGAGGAGUGCUCCCAGUAUGAGUUCGAGAACUACAUGCGGCAGCAGCUGCUGUUGGCCGAGGAGAAGAGCUCCGUGCACGAGGCGCGGAGCUGGGUGCCCAAGCGCCAGUUCGGCAGCGUGCCCCCCGUGCGCCGGCUGGGCCAUGACGCGCAGCCCAUGACCUCCCUGGACACCGCCCUCCUGGCUCAGCGCUACCUGCGGAAAUAGUGGCCACCACCGGGCCGCCAGCACCAACACCACCACCCCGGCCCCCAGCCUAGGCCUGGCUGCUGCACCGGGCCCUGUAGUGCUGGACUCGCCUAGGCUACAACGGGGACAGAGCAGGGACGGGGACAGCCCACGCCACAUGCCACACGCGGGGUCAGCAGAGGUACCACGGAGCUACCUUGUGGAAUGAUUGCUUGAUCGUUUGGUUUUUUAAUCUGAGAAGCCUAGAUAACUAAUCUGCUUUUAAUCAUGACGUUUAAUCUACCUCUGUCUCUUUAACCAUGCUGUCUCUGGACUGAGCGAGAGGAAGGAGGGGGCCGCCCGCGCCUGGCCCCGCAGCCACGGGCAGUGGGCGUGCCCCUGCAGUCCAGAGAGCUGAAGUGCAGCUCGUGCUCGCUCCCCGUGGCGCCACCCCGGGCUUCUCUGCGGUCUGCGUCCGUCCUGUCCCUUCUGCCUCCACGUUGGAAAACCUUCGCCUCCUCUGACGCCGGAUGCAAAUAUAUUUAUUUUUUUACUGAAACCAACUUCUUUCCCAUCUUGGUGGCUCACCUGGCCACUCCCUGCCCCUAGCCUGGCUGGACAGCAGGGAGUCCACAGACCACGGCCCCUUCCUCGCCCCCAGAACCGAGCAGCCCUCCCUGCCGGCCCCUCCCUCUUGGUUUCAGUGACGGGAGGACGGCCUGGACUCCGCCUCAUCUCAGCUGCUCCGAGGUGCUGCCGCACUGACCACGGUCUCCUCCAUCCUGCGCCGUGGUUCCGGGUAGCGUGGCCCGCUGGCCAGGAGGGCACGCUGGGCCUGGCCCUGCCGCGUGUCUGCUCCCACCUGAUCAGCGGGCACCUCUCCUCCCCCCUCCUCAGACGUCGUGUCUGUCGCAGCAGACCCCGGCCAGACCCCGACCCCUUUGUGGCUCGGUGACUCGGGGAGAAUUAACAGGGACUGGGGGCCCCACCCUGCCUGGCUCGAGAACAGCCCUGCUGCCCGUUUUGAGCCGAGAUUUUGAAGUGAUGCCCGUCUUGCCAGAAAUGCUGUUCUCGCCAGAACGCCCUUCUCGCCCAGCUCCCUCCCUGACUUGCCCCUGCCCUGCCAGGCAGAGACCCUUCUCCAGGGCCCAGCCUACACCCUGGGAGAGGCCGAGUUCACCCGGCAGCCCUGGCCUGGGGAGGUAGCCGAGGCCUCUGUGACCAUGCUUCCCGGAGUGUGAGCUGCCCUCUCCCCUGCAAAGCUGACUCACUGUGAGUGACCUUGGGCAAGUUCCCAAACCUCCUCGUGCCUCAGUUUCCCCAUCUGGAAAAAAUGGGGCCACCUCUUGCCAGCAGUAGCAGGGCCGCCACGCCCCCUCCCACACCCCACCCAGCACGGGCACCUCGGGCCUCUGCCUCCGCAGGUCUGAGCCCAGCACUCGCUCCCCCUGAGCACCGAGCUCUGCCUCUCAGCCCCGCUGCGGAGAGCCAGGAUGGGGUGCUGCGGGUGGGGGUGCCCUCUUUUCUAUAUUUAUUUCACAAAGAAAAGCCUCCCGAGGGAGCAGAAAUGCAGUCCGAUUGAGGGCUCCCAGCCCCCGUGACGUCCCAGUAAGGGGCUGAGGUGCGGCCAGGGCCCCGCUCAGCGGAGCUCUGCCCGGCGGCCCGCCCCCGACGUGCGGCCCGCUUCCAUGUGUGGUCCCUCCUCUCCAAAGCCCACGAAGCCCCGUCGGACAGGCUGGGCCCUUCUGAGGUCAACUCAGCUGAUUCCAUUUCUGACAGCGAGGAGGGGGGUGGGCCGCCUUGGCUGGGUGUCGCGCACUGAGAAGCCUGUUGUAAAGUCACAGUUUGUAUAAAGACCUAUUUUUGUACUACAUGGGGACUCUUCCUGCAUGUCAGCAAUAAAGCUUCCUGACCUGGA
Molecule: messenger RNA, 3195 nt
Organism: Tupaia belangeri chinensis (Chinese tree shrew)
Lineage: Eukaryota; Metazoa; Chordata; Mammalia; Scandentia; Tupaiidae
Gene: STK40
Product: serine/threonine kinase 40
Exons: 10
Coding region: 9-1316 (435 amino acids)
Biological process (GO): protein phosphorylation
Molecular function (GO): ATP binding; protein kinase activity
Source: RefSeq, a predicted model, not a curated record